Messenger RNA from Metarhizium acridum CQMa 102, 894 nucleotides. NCBI's taxonomy places the organism in Eukaryota, Fungi, Ascomycota, Sordariomycetes, Hypocreales, Clavicipitaceae. The record is from RefSeq and is a predicted model, not a curated record.
AUGGCCGCGCAAGUGCUCGACAGCAAAGCCGCACGCCGGCAGCCCAGCACGCCGGCCGCUCUGCCCCCGGAGUACGCCGAGGGAGACCAUGUCGAGCUCGCGGACCUCUCGACGCCCAGGACAUCCACCGCCGAGUCGCCCCCAGCCUACGACGAGGUCGUGUCCCCGGCCGCCCUCGCCACCACCGGCCUCGCGCCAACACACACGUACCAGGUCGAGUCCGAGGGCCACCCGCUCAUCGCGCUGCCGCUGGCGCCUCGCCCGUCGCCGGUCGGCAUCUUCGCCGUGCUUCCCGACGGCUCGCUCGGCCCGCUGGCGUACCAGUCGCUCCGGCGCGCGCGCUGCUCCGGCAACAGCGUGCUCGUCCGCGCCGACGACCCCCUCGCCCUGGAGCCCCUGUGCUCGACGACGAUGCGGCUGCAGGGCGAGGUCGCGCACGGCGAGGAGCUCGAGGUCGCGGGCGAGGGGUGGCACACGCGGGCGCACAACAUGCGCACGCACCUGGGCACCUUCCAGUGGCGCUACGCGGGCCGCCGGGAGAGGAGGGCCGUCGGCGCCAGCAGCCUGCUUGUCAUGGACCAAAUCACGAGCGUCGCCCUGCUGGGCGGCAAGACGGCGGAGCGGCGGAGGAGGGUCGCGCAGCUGGUGAGGAGCGAGGCGCUGCGCACGCCGGGGACCACGGGCGCCACGGCUGGCAACGGCGGCCGUCUGCUCAUGGAUCUGAGCGCGUGGGCGGGCAGCAAGGCCGAGGUGAGGGCCAUGGAGGUCCUCGUCCUGAGCGGGUGCGUCGUCAUGUUGAAGAAGGAGGUUGAUCGGAGGAGGGCGGCGCAGUUUGUCGUCCUGGCCGGUGCUGCGGGCGGGUCAAUUAUAAUUAAUAUUAAAAAAUUUUUAUAG